Molecule: messenger RNA, 1555 nt
Organism: Pollicipes pollicipes
Lineage: Eukaryota; Metazoa; Arthropoda; Thecostraca; Pollicipedomorpha; Pollicipedidae
Product: poly(A)-specific ribonuclease PARN
Exons: 13
Biological process (GO): priRNA 3'-end processing; siRNA 3'-end processing; nuclear-transcribed mRNA poly(A) tail shortening
Cellular component (GO): cytoplasm; nucleus
Molecular function (GO): metal ion binding; poly(A)-specific ribonuclease activity; RNA binding
Source: RefSeq, a predicted model, not a curated record
AUUCCAUCUAGCACCAUGAACAGCCCAAUCGAAGUCGUUUGUUAUGAUGAUAAUCAUCGGAUGAUUUACUGUCAGGUUUAUGAUCUGGCCGCGGUUGCAACUUGCUACUGAAGAGAUGAAAUGGGACAUAACCAAGGAAAACUUUGCCGCCCACCUUCCACGCAUACGGGAUGCCAUCUCACGUUGCUCCUUCCUGGCUGUGGACUGCGAGUUCAGCGGGCUGACGACAGGCGGCACCACCUGUCAAUAUGACACGCCAGCUGAACGAUACGCCCACCUGCGGCGUACGGCCGCCGGCUUCCUCGUCAUCCAGUUUGGGCUGGCUGCCUUCACGCUGGACCAGGAGCGGGGCAGGUACACGCAGGAGACGUUCAACUUUUACCUGUUCCCGCGCCACCCAAGCCAAGGCUCAUUCCUCUGCCAGCCGUCCAGCCUCGAGUUCCUCUCGGGCAAUGGCUUCGACUUCAACAAGCUGAUCAAGGAUGGCGUACCGUACCUGAAGCCCAUCGCAGGUCGGGGAGUUCCUGCGCUCGUCCGACGAGCACCUGGACUUCCACGCCUGAGCGGCUACCAGCGGAAGAUCAUGUACGACCACGUCAGCGCCAGGGUGGCCACACCGCUGGAUCUGGAGACGCAGCGCACGCCGGGCGGCCAGCGCACGCUGCGUGUGCGGCGAGCCGCCGGCCCGGAAGAGCGGCGCCGCCGACUGCGCGAGCGGCUGGACGAGGCGGCCGGCUUCUGCCAGGUCAUCUCGGCCAUCAGCGAGUCGGGCAAGACGGUCGUGGGCCACAACAUGCUGCUGGACCUGCUGCACAUGGUGGAGCAGUUUGUCUGUCCGCUGCCGCAGAGCUACGCCGACUUCAGGGCGGUGGUCGGCUGCGUCUUCCCCAGCCUGGUCGACACCAAGGUGAUGGGCUCAACACAGCCGUUCCGCGACCUCAUCCCGUCGACCACGCUGGGCGAGAUGGUGGUCUGUCUGGGAACGCACCCCUUCACCACGCCCACGGUCGUGGCGGCCGAGGGCAGCAGCGGGCCCGAGUACCGCGUGGGCGACAGCAAACAUCACGAGGCCGGCUACGACGCCUUCCUCACCGCCGUCUGCUUCGCCUCAAUGGUCAACUACCUGGGUCUGCUGCUGACGCCGCCCAAGCCGCUGCUGGAGCCCAGCGCGGAUAUCGUGCGCCCCUUCUCCAACAAGGUGUUCGUGAUGAGGAUGGCCGACAUGCCGUACCUGAACCUGACGGGAGAUGACGUGGAGCCCAGCCGUGACCACGUCUUCCACCUGACCUUCCCGGCCGCCUGGAAGACGAGCGACAUCGUCCAGCUGUUCAGCGCCUUCAGCCGGGUGCACGUGGCCUGGAUUAACGACACGUCCGCGUUCGUCUCGCUGGACCGGCGGGACCAGGCGAGCCAGGUGCUGCAGAACGUCAAGGCGGCCGGCCUCUUCACGCUCUGCACCUACAGCGAGUGGCAGGCGGCGCAGCGAAUGUCGCGCCCCGACCGAGCCGCGAAGCAGAAGACCUCUCCCGCGCCGGUCCGCGCGGUCUCCGCCGCU